AUGGCGACCCUCGCAUCGCGCCCCGAACCCUCGCAGACCCCACUCUCAACCGCUACAACCGCCGUCACCUCAUCCACACCCUCCACCACGACCAAGGCCUCCGCCUCCGACGACGCCUUCACCUUCCCCCCUAUUUACGCUUUCCCCCCCUUCUUCACCCUCCAGCCCAACCCCACCACCCUCUCCUCCCAGCUCCUCUCCUGGUCCACGCUCAUCCAAUCCUACUGCCGCGCCCACCGCCUCUUCACCCUGACCCUCGUCGACGCCCUCUCCUCUCCGCUCUUCGCGAACCCCACCACCGGACGCAAACUCACCAUCAAGGACGCGCGCACCGUCAUAAACUGGAUGGCGUCCCCCGAAGGCGGGCACCGCGCGGAGUGGAUCACCGCAAGCGGGAACGGGAGGGCCGCGAAGGGCGAGGAGACCGGGCGGUGCUGGGUAUACUGGAAGAGGCCGGAGGAGUGGGCGGCGAGCUUGGAAGAGUGGGUCGAGCGGACGGGGCAGCGGGGAACCGUGAUCACGCUGUAUGAGAUUGGGGAGAGCGAUGCGACGAAGCGGGAGGAGUUUCACGGGAUUGAUGGGGAGCUGUUGACAAAGAGUCUGCAGCUGUGCGUGAAGAGGGGGAAGGCGCAGAUCUUUGGGGCUGAGGGGAGCGAGGGUGUCAAGUUCUUCUGA
This is a messenger RNA of Paraphaeosphaeria sporulosa, 675 nucleotides long. RefSeq names its product ESCRT-II complex, vps25 subunit. Gene Ontology annotation, biological process: protein transport to vacuole involved in ubiquitin-dependent protein catabolic process via the multivesicular body sorting pathway. Gene Ontology annotation, molecular function: protein homodimerization activity; structural molecule activity. Gene Ontology annotation, cellular component: ESCRT II complex. Bases 1 to 675 code for a protein of 224 amino acids. The transcript has a single exon. Lineage: Eukaryota; Fungi; Ascomycota; Dothideomycetes; Pleosporales; Didymosphaeriaceae. The record is from RefSeq and is a predicted model, not a curated record.